Molecule: messenger RNA, 999 nt
Organism: Stereum hirsutum FP-91666 SS1
Lineage: Eukaryota; Fungi; Basidiomycota; Agaricomycetes; Russulales; Stereaceae
Exons: 15
Coding region: 1-999 (332 amino acids)
Source: RefSeq, a predicted model, not a curated record
AUGUCUACCACUGAACUGCCAAUGCCACCGCCAGAAUGGCUAGCUAUCGUUCUUCCAUUGGUGAAGGCCGUGCUGGGACCGGGACUCUUGUGCGCAGCGGCCAUGUUCGCUUUGUCAGGUAUAACUACGCUUCAAUUAGUGGGAUACAGCAUAAGUACUGUGCGGCAACUCAAUAUUGAGGAUCUGCCUCUUGGUUUAGGUGAUUCACUAUGGAAAUAUCAUCGCAAUAAAUCACGGAGUCUGGUCUCUUUACGUCUCUGUUACUUUGACCGACCUCCAUUUCAUGCACGUCGUGAUCAGCCGUUGAAUUUCCUUGGUUACAAAUCAGUUUGCAAGACGCAUUGGAAGCGUAAAGUGACGGCCUUCAUUGUUCUGCUGAUCGUUACGAGAACUGAUAUAUGGCUUCACCGUAACCCGCAUAUUGUUCUCGAUAGCAUUCGCCAUACAAUGCAAAGAUGGAAUCUUUCCGAACUUGGUGACGGUACACGACAGGCAUUCGUUUCGAAGUUAGCGUUAUGGGUCACGAGUAAUGGCGCUAUCAUGGUCGGACUUUCCGUGUUGCUGCACACGAACAAGACUGCCUUUUCAAGGACGAAUACCUUCAUUGACAAACUCAUUACUUACGCUGUCGAAAGAUUCAUAUUAAUCACCGUGGUAGUGCUCGUUGAGCUUGUCGGAGCCACUUGGACGUUAGCCAUGGACUUCUUCAUCGCACAAUUGGAAUGCAAUUCUCUCCUCGCCAUGCUGAACGUUCGACAGAAUCUUCGCAGCACGGUCUCGCGCCCCGUACUAGGCCUCGCAAACGUCCACCCGGGUUUGCGACACGACCAUCGAGACAUAGAGCAGCAUCGUCCCACAGUCAUCGAAAUCCGGCAUAACGUCACGACUCACCGUGAUACUGGAUCUUCGAUUGACGAACCUAGGGGGGGUGGUGACGAACGGUUAGAGCAAGAUACAACCGUUCAGAAGGAGGGUGUGAAGUAUUCCUGCGCUUGGUAG